AUGACAAUGAGUUCACGUGACUCAGAGGCGGAGGAAGGGAAGCCGCUAGAUGAACCUGUGGACUUCGAAACGGCGAUUUCGCUAACAGGCUUCGGGAAGUUUAACUACAUGCUGCUGCUGGUGGCCUUCCCGGCAGCCAUGGUCAGCGUCUUCGACACAACAACGAUGGCUUACAUUCUGCCAGUGGCGCAGUGCGACCUGGGCCUUACCAACCUAGACAAGGGUGGCCUCAAUGCCAUCACCUACGCCGGCAUGAUCACUAGUGCGUUCAUGUGGGGCGGCCUGUCGGACACGCUGGGCCGUCAGCGCCUGCUCAGGAUCAGCCUGAUAGUGGACGGGCUGCUGGCACUCGCCUCGGCGUUCGCUGUCCAGCUGUGGGCCAUGUUCCUGCUACGGUAUCUAGUCGGCUUCACGGUGUGCGGCCCGUACGCCAUGCUGAUGUCGUUCUUGGCGGAAUUCCACAGCACCAAGUACCGCUCGCGCUGCAUUAUGUUCACCGGCAUCGGAGUCGCCACCGCCAACUACCUCAUUCCCUCGUUCGCGCUGGCUCUGCUGACGCAGACGUGGGAACUGGAGGUGGGCAGCGGCCUGGUGCUCAAGCCGUGGAACGUAUUUAUCAUGGCGUGCUCGCUGCCCGCUCUGCUAGCCGGCAGCCUCAUGUCCUUCUUCCCCGAGACGCCCAAGUUCCUCAUGUCCAAGGGCCGCAACGGCGAGGCGCUCGCCGUCUUCCGCAAGAUCUACGCCCUCAACACCGGCCGCAGCCCGGACUCAUACCCGUUACCUGAGGAUGAUGACUCGAUACGAGACAUGAACAAAGUUUUUAGCGAGCAAGACAUUUCCAUGGUGUUACUACAUGCCAAACGAUUUCCUGUCCACAAGCAAGUUGUGAGCCAUGUACCAAUGGUGCUGGUACAUCUACAUAUGCGCUAG
This is a messenger RNA of Schistocerca piceifrons (Central American locust), 930 nucleotides long. Its product is annotated as synaptic vesicle glycoprotein 2B-like. Bases 1 to 930 code for a protein of 309 amino acids. Lineage: Eukaryota; Metazoa; Arthropoda; Insecta; Orthoptera; Acrididae. Gene Ontology annotation, molecular function: transmembrane transporter activity. Gene Ontology annotation, biological process: transmembrane transport. Gene Ontology annotation, cellular component: membrane. The record is from RefSeq and is a predicted model, not a curated record. The transcript is spliced from 7 exons.